Messenger RNA from Cladophialophora bantiana CBS 173.52, 1107 nucleotides. RefSeq lists its product as uncharacterized. NCBI's taxonomy places the organism in Eukaryota, Fungi, Ascomycota, Eurotiomycetes, Chaetothyriales, Herpotrichiellaceae. The record is from RefSeq and is a predicted model, not a curated record. The transcript has 2 exons. Bases 1 to 1107 code for a protein of 368 amino acids.
AUGGACAAGAAUCAACCAUUCGAGGAGUUUGAUUCAGAAGAUGACUUUGAUUGUGAGAGCCGCAUGGAUGCAGAUGUCUGCAAAUAUACAGAGCCUCAGCGAAAGAUCUACAAGUUUCUGGGCAUCGACUCGACCGAGAGCCUUGAAGGAUCCAACGAGGCGAGCCGAACAUACACGCCGAGCCGAAAACCAUUGCCUUUCAAGGAAACCAAUUCGCCUGGUCGUCUGCGCCAAAUCUACGUCAAGUACCGUCCUGUCCGCAAAUUUGUCGAAGGCCGCGGAUUGAAAGGAAUGUUGACGAACGUUGCCAGCUACCUUCAGACCAUCGGACACUGGGCGCUCGUCAUAGGUCCUUACACCUACGAUGUAUAUGAGAAGAACGGAUCUAUCUGUGUCUUCGUGGGAGAAUGGGAAGAGGCACCGGCCGGGGAAGAGGACCGUAUCAAGAUGAAAGAGGUGGGAAAGACAGUUUGCACGGACAAAGAUAUUUGGAAGAUCGGUCAGUGUUACACCCUCCCUCCCCUUUACCCUCUCUUCGACACGGAGCCAUGCCAAUACUUCACAGCACUGAUGGUUUACAUACGCAUGAAACGAGAGAAAUAUGACAUCGGCUUCAACAAUUGCCAGCGCUUUGUCCGCCUCUUCGCCCGCAGAAUUGCCCUUCCCGAACAGAGGUCUCUUAUCGGCGUCUUGAUCGUGAUGCAGCGAGUGUAUCGCAUGUUGCCCGCGUCCUUCUUCACUUCAGCUUACCAAUACAGCAGGUGCGCGGGGAGAGUGUGUCUGGACAUACUGCGGGACUUCGUCUCGUCCGAGCUACUAGAGACCGUUUUCGAGCACAUCCGGCGGACCGCCAAGGUCAGCUUUCGCGCCGCCUUCUUCCUGCUCACCGCCGGUCUUCUGUUCGGGUUCCUCAACAUGGUGAGAGAGCUAAAGGGGUGGGAUGUCGUCGAGGACCGCUCCAAGUACGUUGAAUUGCUAGAGAGAUUUGGAUUCAAGGACGCCGAGCUGCAGCAUAUCUGCCUGCGUGGGGCCUUUGAGGGUCCCAACGGGAUGAAGGAUUUCUUUCGCCAGGUCGUCUCUAAGCGGCGUCUGCUCGAGGGAGUAUAG